ACCCUUCCAUUUAAACCCUCCUCUGUCUGUCUCUGCCUUCCUCUGCUUCCUCUCUUUUCCUUUGUCAUAACUCAUAACAUCUUUGAACUAUGGUCCUCCCAAUGGUACUUAUCAAGCUCAUGGAUUUAGUCUGGUACCAGCUGCUAGCAAAUUCAUGUCACAGAGCUGCAAGGAAAGUUAGAAACUAUGGCUUCCUUUUAGGCAACUCUUCUUCUCCCACCAAGCCAUCCCAACAACAACAACAACCCUUUUCAUUUCCCAGUGUAACCAAGUGUGUUUUGGAGGGUAGAGAUUGUGCCACAAUUGCAUGUGACAUUUUUGGAGCCCUUUUGAAAUCCCAAUCUGUCUUCCCUUACUUCAUGUUGGUUGCCUUUGAAGGUGGCAGCAUUGUCAGAGCCUUCCUCUUGCUUCUUUCAUGCCCCAUUUUGCUGGUUCUGGACUAUGAGCUCAAAUUAAGGGUCAUGAUUUUCAUCACCUUUUGUGGGCUUAGGAGAAAGGACAUGGAGAGUGUUGGCAGGGCUGUUUUGCCCAAGUUUUAUCUUGACAACCUCAACCUUCAGGCCUAUGAGGUUCUUGCUUCAACAGGGUCCAAGUUUGUGUUUACAAGUGUCCCUAGAGUCAUGGUUGAAGGAUUUCUCAAGGAGUAUUUGGAGGUUGAUGAUGUUAUAGGCACUGAGCUGCAAACUGUUGGGCAUUAUUUCACUGGCUUCUUAUCCAAGUCUGGUUUUCUUGUGAAGCACAGAGCUCUAAAAGAACACUUUGGAGACAAAAAACCAGAUAUUGGACUUGGAACUUCAAGCCUCCAUGAUCAUCUCUUUAUCUCCCUUUGCAAGGAAGCCUAUGUAGUGAACAAGGAAGACAGCAAGAGUGGUGCAAAUUCAAUGAUGCCAAGGCAAAAAUACCCAAAGCCAGUGAUAUUUCAUGAUGGAAGGCUAGCAUUCUUGCCUACACCAUCUGCAACUCUUGCCAUGUUCAUGUGGCUCCCUCUUGGAAUAAUCCUAGCCAUAUUCAGAAUCUCUGUAGGCAUCUUCCUCCCCUACAAAAUUGCCCUCUUUUUGGCCACUUUGACAGGUCUCAACCUAUCUGCAAAAGGGUGUGACAAUUCAACUUCUUCAAAACCAGAUCAAGAAAAAAGAGGGGUUCUCUAUGUUUGCACCCACAGGACUCUUUUGGAUCCAGUUUUCCUCAGCACAUCUCUGUGCAAGCCUUUGACUGCAGUCACAUACAGCCUGAGCAAAAUGUCUGAGAUCAUAGCCCCAAUUAAGACAGUGAGAUUAACAAGAGACCGAAAACAAGAUGGGGAAACCAUGCAGAAGCUGCUCAGUGAGGGAGACUUGGUGGUGUGCCCUGAAGGAACAACUUGCAGAGAGCCUUAUUUGCUGAGGUUCAGCUCACUGUUUGCAGAAAUGGCUGAUGAGAUUGUUCCUGUGGCCAUCAACACAAAUGUGACCAUGUUUUAUGGGACAACAGCUAGUGGCCUGAAAUGCUUGGACCCAAUUUUCUUCUUGAUGAACCCUAGGCCUGGAUAUUAUAUUGAGGUUCUUGGGAAGCUCCCAAAAGACCUAACUUGCGCAGGAGGUAAGUCCAGCAAUGAAGUGGCUAACUAUAUACAGAGGAAGCUGGCUGAUGCUUUGGGAUUUGAGUGCACCACCCUCACAAGGAAGGACAAGUACUUGAUGCUAGCUGGGAAUGAAGGAAUUGUUCAAGAUAAUAAGAGAAAGAAGCCUUAGUUUCCCAUCUUUGUUAUGAGAUUUCCAUCUAAGUGAUCUUUUUUUUUUUUUCUUCUUCUUCUUCUUAGAAUUCAUGGACUGAUUAUAUUUAAUUUCUUCUUUUGUUAAGGUGGCCAGGAAACCAUAUACAUGCUUUGUUAUUAUAUAUGGUAACUUUUUGUUAGAUACCA
Messenger RNA from Prunus avium (sweet cherry), 1900 nucleotides. It is a transcript of the gene GPAT1, whose product is annotated as glycerol-3-phosphate acyltransferase 1. Gene Ontology annotation, cellular component: membrane. Gene Ontology annotation, molecular function: glycerol-3-phosphate 2-O-acyltransferase activity; phosphatase activity. Lineage: Eukaryota; Viridiplantae; Streptophyta; Magnoliopsida; Rosales; Rosaceae. Gene Ontology annotation, biological process: cutin biosynthetic process. The record is from RefSeq and is a predicted model, not a curated record.